AGCAGAAGGCAAACACAUCCAGUAGGGCUGGCCACAGAAGCAGGGACACCAUGGAGGCUGCCUGGGACUGGCUGCUGGUGGCUGUGCUGGCCACAUCCCUGAGCUCUGCAGUGACUCAGGAUGUGUGCCGAGCCACAGAUGGGAAAGAUGGGGUUAAAGGAGCACCCGGACGACCAGGGCGGCCAGGCCUCAAAGGGGAGAGAGGGGAACCAGGGGCUGCUGGCAUUCGGACAGGCAUCCAAGGCCUUAAAGGAGACCAGGGAGAGCCUGGCUCCCCUGGGGUCCCAGGGUUAAUGGGCUUCCCAGGGCCCAGUGGCCUCCCAGGGGUCGCUGGGAAUCCAGGACCGAAGGGCAUCAAAGGUAACCCAGGCAACAUCAAGGAUCAGCCACGGCCAGCCUUCUCAGCUGUGCGCCGAAAUCCCCCCACGGGUGGCCAUGUGGUCAUCUUUGACAGUGUCAUCACCAACCAAGAAGGCCCCUACCAGAGCCACUCCGGCUUCUUUGUCUGUGCUGUGCCCGGCUACUACUACUUCACCUUCCAGGUGGUGUCCCAGCGGGACAUCUGCCUAUCCAUCGUGUCCUCGUCCCGAGGCCAACGGCAGCGGUCCCUGGGCUUCUGUGACACCAACAGCCGAGGAAUCUUCCAGGUGUUAUCUGGAGGCACAGUGCUCCAUCUCCAGCAUGGAGACCAGGUCUGGAUCGAAAGAGACCCCACAAAGGGUCACAUCUACUUGGGGCCUGAUGCGGACAGCAUCUUCAGUGGCUUCCUCAUCUUCCCAUCAGCCUGAGACAGAGAGCAGGAUGGGGGCAGUAUCUCAGCCUUCUGCUUCUUUCUGUGGGGGGACUCUGGCCCACUCACAGCCCCACUUUGAUGUCUGUGCUCAGCUCUGCAAAAGUGUGGGUGCUGCUACUGUAACUGCCUGUGGGGAGAUCAUUUCUUUAGACCUUUCUCUGGAAUAAAUGCUGAGUUUCUGUCUGCUGAA
Molecule: messenger RNA, 983 nt
Organism: Suncus etruscus (white-toothed pygmy shrew)
Lineage: Eukaryota; Metazoa; Chordata; Mammalia; Eulipotyphla; Soricidae
Gene: C1QA
Product: complement C1q A chain
Exons: 3
Coding region: 51-788 (245 amino acids)
Molecular function (GO): protein binding
Source: RefSeq, a predicted model, not a curated record